Messenger RNA from Pogoniulus pusillus (Red-fronted tinkerbird), 1106 nucleotides. RefSeq names its product thymocyte nuclear protein 1 (gene THYN1). Lineage: Eukaryota; Metazoa; Chordata; Aves; Piciformes; Lybiidae. The transcript has 8 exons. The record is from RefSeq and is a predicted model, not a curated record. Gene Ontology annotation, cellular component: nucleus. The coding region runs from base 198 to 926 and encodes 242 amino acids.
GGCCGAGCCUCAGCUUUGCAUAACGGGCACCGCUUCCGAGCGCGGGCGGGACGGCGCCGCCGCUUCCUCCUGCUGCUGCCCGCCCCCGCCAGAGGCGACAGCAUCCCGCCGCCCGCUCCUGCUGCCGGCCCCGGGCUGCUGCGGCCAGAGCCGCAGGUGCUUCCCAGGGAGGAGAAGAUAAUUCAAAGAGACCAGAGAUGCCUUGGCCGAGCAGGAAGAGAGACAAAGGAGCAGUAGCAGAUAAAAAAGAGCCUGAUGCUAAAAUUGCCAAAACUGAGGAGGAGACUUCAGAUAAGGAGGAAGAAGAGAAGUCCACAAAGCCUCCAGCUGGGGGUUCCAAGUCAGGAUGGAAGAACUGGAAGAAGACAAAGGAAUCUGACUCUGGUGGGGAGGAGAGCAAGAUAACCUAUUGCCACUGGCUUCUGAAGUCGGAACCAGAGAGCAGGCUGGAGAAGGGAGUGGAUGUGAAAUUCAGCAUUGAUGACUUGAAAGCUCAGCCCAAUCAGACAACCUUUUGGGAUGGAGUAAGGAACUAUCAGGCAAGGAACUUCCUGAGAGCCAUGAAGCUUGGGCAGCAGGCCUUCUUCUACCACAGCAACUGCAAAGAGCCUGGCAUUGUUGCCAUUGUCAAGAUCGUAAAGGAGGCAUAUCCUGACCACACACAGUUUGAUCAGAAGGAUCCUCACUAUGAUUCCUCCAGCAGAAAAGAGAACCCCAAAUGGUCCAUGGUGGAUGUUCAGUUCGUGCGGAUGACAAAACGUUUCAUCCCCCUCUCUGAAAUCAAGGCUCACCACCUGGCUCACAAAGCAGAUGGAGGCCCCCUGAAGAACAUGAUGCUCUUCACAAGGCAACGUCUCUCCAUCCAACCACUGACACAAGAGGAAUUUGAUUUUGUAUUGAGCCUGGAAGAGGAAAAGCCACAGUAAGAAACUGACAGCAGCACAGCUGCUCCCCAGCCUGCCGAUGCCACCUGCUAGCCCAGUGUAAGCCUCAAGUCUCCUGGCUGAAUCACAGCAAGCAGAACCUGCCUGCACGCAGCUCCACAGCCCUUGUCCUGACACUCUCUUUACUUCUGCUUCUUUAUAAAUAAAGCCUUUUGGAAUCAC